AUGAACAAGGAUGAGGCGCUUGUCACGACAACCGUUCCAGAUUAUCACGAUGGACUACGGGAGAAGACGGAGAGACGCAAGGAUGACACUCUCCCCUCUGGUUCCUCAAGUAGUGGCGGGUUCCAACGCUACAUAAACCAACUCGCCAUCAACAACUUUGGCUUCACACUCCAAGUAGCAUGGGAAGCUGUUGGCUUGUCAUUCCAGCUUGCAUGGCUCAAUGGUGGCCCUGCCGCGCUUGUCUGGGGGUCUAUGAUCGCUGGCGUCGGCUCUACCCUCGUUGCUACAGCUUUGGGGGAGAUGGCCUCCAUGGACCCCACCGUAGGUGCACAGUACAGAUGGUCGGCGCGCUUCGCUUCAUUCGCUCCCGAAUUCUGGGGGUUUAUUCAGGGCUGGAUCACAGUCAUUGCCUGGAUUUGCAGCUGCGCCGGUGCCUUCUCCUUCAUGUCGAAUACUUUAUCCGGCUUGAUCAUCUUUAACAGCCCAAGCUACGAACCAAAGGCCUGGCACUCGACGGUGUUCCUGAUCGCCUUCCUCAUUGUUCCGCUGGUUCUCAACCUCUACUUGCGAAAAAUCAUCAACUAUCUGGAAACGAUCGGUGGCAUUUUCCACGUUGUCUUCUUCGUUGCCAUCGUUGCGACACUCUGCACGCUUGCGAAGCGCAGUACACCCGAAUACGUCUUCAUGACCUUGCACACAGACGCCGGUUGGGAAAAUCCCGGUGUCGCAUUCUCUAUUGGCAUGCUCGCUGUGGCAUAUCCCAUUAGCAGUUUUGAUGGUGUCCUCCACAUGAUCGAGGAGACCAAAGAACCUCGCAAGCGGGUACCCAAAGCUAUGAUCUUGGCAACCUCUCUGAACGCAGUCAUGAUGGUCGCCUUCUGUAUCUGCUUGAUGUUCUGCAUUGGUGAUGAAGAAGCCGUCGCGAAAUCGAUCUUGCCGAUUACGGAGGUCUUCUACUCCGCAUCCAUCCGACGCUCCAAGUUCCAAUACCCGCACUCUUCCUAG
Alternaria infectoria is the source of this 1005-nucleotide messenger RNA. RefSeq lists its product as uncharacterized. Gene Ontology annotation, biological process: transmembrane transport. Gene Ontology annotation, cellular component: membrane. Gene Ontology annotation, molecular function: transmembrane transporter activity. The record is from RefSeq and is a predicted model, not a curated record. The transcript is spliced from 4 exons. The coding region runs from base 1 to 1005 and encodes 334 amino acids. NCBI's taxonomy places the organism in Eukaryota, Fungi, Ascomycota, Dothideomycetes, Pleosporales, Pleosporaceae.